This is a messenger RNA of Melampsora larici-populina 98AG31, 897 nucleotides long. RefSeq lists its product as uncharacterized. Gene Ontology annotation, biological process: retrograde transport, endosome to Golgi; intracellular protein transport. The record is from RefSeq and is a predicted model, not a curated record. NCBI's taxonomy places the organism in Eukaryota, Fungi, Basidiomycota, Pucciniomycetes, Pucciniales, Melampsoraceae. Bases 1 to 897 code for a protein of 298 amino acids. The transcript is spliced from 6 exons. Gene Ontology annotation, cellular component: retromer complex; endosome.
AUGUCUUCUUGGUUAGGAUUUCAACCUACGAUCGAAACUGAAAUUAGACUAGAAGGUGAAGAUGAUCGAAAAUCAGUACAAGUUAAAGUAGAUAAAGAAAGAAAAGAAAGGUGUCCAGUUUAUCUAGAUGGUGAAGGUGUACUUGGUCAAGUAAUCAUUAGAGUACGUGAUGGUAAGGGUAUUAAACAUGAAGGAAUUAAAAUCGAAUUCGUUGGAUCAAUAGAAUUAUUUUAUGAUAGAGGAAACCAUUUCGAAUUUCAUACUUUAACACAUGAAUUAGCAGCACCAGGUGAAUUAAAAUCAAUUCAAACUUAUGAUUUUGAGUUUAAAAAUGUAGAAAAACAAUAUGAAUCUUAUCAAGGGAUUAAUGUGAAACUUAGAUAUUUUAUUCGAGUCACUGUUUCGAGAAGAAUGGCAGAUGUGGUUAAAGAACGUGAUCUAUGGGUCCAUUCUUAUAGAAUGCCACCAGAAAGUAAUAAUUCGAUUAAGAUGGAAGUAGGAAUUGAAGAUUGUUUACAUAUCGAAUUUGAAUAUAAUAAAUCUCGUUAUCAUCUUAAAGAUGUCAUUGUUGGUAAAAUUUAUUUCCUGUUGGUACGUAUCAAGAUUAAACAUAUGGAGCUCUCAAUCAUUCGACGUGAAACAACAGGAGCAGCUCCAAAUCAAUAUAAUGAAUCUGAAACGAUUACGAAAUUUGAAAUUAUGGACGGAGCACCAGUUAGAGGAGAAACGAUACCGAUUCGAUUAUUUUUAGGUGGAUUUGAUUUAACUCCAACUUUUAGAGAUGUGAAUAAAAAGUUUAGUACAAGAUAUUAUCUUAAUUUAGUUUUGAUUGAUGAAGAGAAUCGAAGAUAUUUUAAACAACAAGAGAUCACUGUGUUUAGAUUACCUGAAAAUUGA